UAAAGACUAAGUAACUUGAUUCCAUGUAAGCGAAAUGAAAGUAAAGUUCUUUCAAUAACCGGAAUCUAAACGCCUGUAUGUUUUGUGGCGUGAAAUUGUUUAAACAAUUUGAGGAAGAAAGGUCACUGCAUCUAAAUUGAAUCCCAGUGAGGACAGAAUGGAGGAGAACUCCAAAUCUAAAACAAGUCCUUGCAGAAAAACAGAAGAGUCUGGUGCUGAUCAGAUGCCAAGAAGAGUGUCUUCAGACUUCAGCUGUGUGUCUGUGAAGUCUAAACACUCCAUACAGUUGUCCAUACCUCGUUUAUCUAAUGAAGCUAUGACUUCUGAAAUCAGCAGGAAAAAGAGAAAAAUUGAAGCAUCUCCUGGACCCAGCGACGUGUCUGCGAAGAGCGAUGACUCUAUGAAGUUCAAUUUUUCUGCACUCAGUGGUGCAACCAUGACCUCUGAUACUUUCAGUGGGUUGGAAUACUCCCUGACUAACAAAAAAAACCAAAACGUAAAGUCAGCCAACCAAAAGCUUGAAGAGAAAGAUAUUGUUUUUCAAAAAGUCAAAGUUCUGCACAAAAACAGCAUGAAGAACAAGUAUGAGAGAUUAUUUGAGGGAAUUGAACUACAAGAGACUCAAACCCUAUUGAACAGUAUCUACACACAGCUCUACAUUUUAGAGGGAGAAAGUGAAGGGGUCAAUAAAGAACAUGAGGUUUUACAGAUGGAGAACACAACUAGAGCACAACACUUAAAAGACACUCCAAUCUACUGCAAUGACAUCUUCAAAGCCUUACCUAAACCAGGAUGUGAGGAGAAGGACCAGAUCAAGACUGUUCUUACUAAAGGAAUCGCUGGAAUUGGAAAAACUGUCUCUGUGCAGAAGUUCAUUCUGGACUGGGCAGAGGGAAAAGCCAAUCAGGAUGUAGACUUCAUGUUUGUGCUUCCAUUUCGAGAGCUGAACUUGAUUAAAGAUCACCAGUACAAUCUUCACAGACUUCUGCUGGACUUUAAUCCUGAACUUCAAGAUCUGGACUCAAAGAUUUAUGAGGAGUGUAAAGUUGUGUUCAUCUUUGAUGGUUUGGAUGAAAACAAAAUUGAACUGUUCUUGGACAGUGAGACAGUUUCUGAUGUGACUGAGACUUCAUCAUUGGGUUUGUUGAUUUCAAACCUCCUGAAAGGAGAUCUGCUUCACUCUGCUCUCAUCUGGAUCACCACCAGACCAGCAGCAGCCAAUCAGAUGCCCUCCAAAUACAUAAACCGUGUGACAGAAAUUCAGGGAUUCAAUGAGCCUCAGAAGGAGGAAUAUUUCAGGAAGAGAAUCAGUGAUAGGAAUCAAGCCAGCAGAAUCAUCUCCCAUAUCAGAAAAUCAAGAAGCCUUCACAUCAUGUGCCACAUCCCCGUCUUCUGCUGGAUCUCAUCCACUGUGCUUCAGAAGCUCCUGGAAGAAGAUCUGAGUGAAGACAUCCCUCAAACUCUCACUGAAAUGUACAUUCACUUCCUGCUGAUUCAGAUCAAUAGGAGGAAUCAGAAGUUUGAAGAGAAAGAUACAGAGAAACUUUUGCAUUCCAACAUAGAAGUGAUUGUGAAACUUGCCGAACUGGCCUUCAAACAGCUGAUGAAGGGCAAUGUGAUGUUCUAUGAGGAGGACCUGAUUGAGAGUGGCAUAGAUGUCACUGACGCGUCAGUGUAUUCUGGGAUUUGCACUGAGAUCUUUAAGGAGGAAAGUGUGAUUCAUCAGAGGAAAGUCUACUGCUUUAUUCAUCUGAGCUUUCAAGAGUUUCUGGCUGCUUUCUAUGUGUUUUACUUAUAUAAUAAAAACGACAACACAUUGCAAUAUUUGGAUCAAGUACAUAAUCUCCAUAGGGACACUGUACAUAAAGCCCUUCAGAGAGAGGAUGGACAGCUGGAUCUGUUUUUGCGAUUCCUGCUGGGUAUCUCACUGGAGUCUAAUCAGAGACUCUUAAAGAAUCUACUUACAUACACAGUAAACAGUUCAGAAAGCAUCAAUAAAACCUCACAGUACAUUAAAAAUAGAAUAAAGUCUGGCAAAUGUCUUCCAACUGAAAGAUCCAUCAAUUUGUUCCUCUGUCUGCUGGAGAUGAAAGAUCAGACGCUUUACAAAGAGAUUCAAGAUUUUCUGAAACACUCAGACAAACACUCAGAGAAACUCACUCCCGCUCAGUGUUCAUCAAUCACCUGCAUGCUUCAGAUCUCAGAGGAGGUGCUGGAUGAGCUGGACCUGAAGAAAUACAACACAUCAGAGGAGGGCAGAAGAAGACUGAUACCAGCUGUGAACAACUGCAGAAAAGUUCUUCUUGCUGAAUGCAAUCUCACUGUUCAGAGCUGUGAAAUUGUGGUCUCAGCUCUACACUCAUUCAAAUCUCCUCUAAGAGAGCUGGACCUGAGUAACAACGAUCUGCAAGACACAGGAGUGAAGAUGCUUUGGGAUGGACUAAAGAGUACCAACUGUAAACUGGAGAUAUUGCGAUUAUCUGGUUGUAUGGUGACAGAGGUUGGAUGUUGUUAUCUAGCUUCAGCUCUGACAUCAACUUCACACCUGAAAGAGUUGGAUUUGAGCUACAAUUACCCAGGAGAUAUAGGAAUCAAGCUGCUCUCUGACAAACUGAAGGAUCCACACUGCGCGUUGGAAAAACUCAAUGUGGACCAUAAUGAAGAAUUCAGAAUCACCCCAGGACUGCAAAAAUAUUUUUGCGAUCUCACACUGGAUCCAAACACAGCACACACAAGCCUCUUGAUGUCUGAGAGCAGAACAGUGACGCAUGUCAAAGAGGAGCAACCCUAUCCCGAUCAUCCAGAGAGGUUCGAGCACUACGAGCAGGUUAUGUGUAAAGAGAUUCUGACCGGACGCUGUUACUGGGAGACUGAAUUCAACGGCAAUGGUCAUGUUGCUGUUACAUAUAAAAAAGUCAGCAGAAAAGAAGGGAUUGAUUGUCUGUUUGGUCUCAAUGAACAUUCCUGGUGUCUUUUCUGGAUUAACCGAGGCAAUGUUUGUACCGCCUGGCACGAUAAUAAGAACACUGAUGUAUCCGAAUUUGUCCCUACCCUGUCUAAAAGAGUAGGAGCAUAUCUGGAUUGGCCGGCUGGGACUCUGUCCUUCUACUGCAUCUCUGACACACACACUCACACACUUCACACCACAUUCACCAGCCACUAUAUGCUGGAUUCAGGCUUUAUCCUAGAGCCACUAUGUGCUGGAUUCAGGCUUUAUCCUAGAGCCUCGGUUUCUCUGUGUCAGGUCGAAAAACCUCGGGUAAGAAAUAAUCUAGAGCUUGAUUCACUCUAGAUAGUAUCAUGUAUCAUGACAUCUAUAGGGCUUUACAGCUGAAUUGAAUUUUAUUAAUGAGAAUCUUUAAACAGUUAUAGAACACAACUGCAUCAACAACAAAGUGUGUUUUGAUUUUAUUUAAAUCCGCUUUAAAUAUUUCGAGCUUUAUAAUGUGCAUUAUGAACCAAUUUUUUGUUAGUACUGCAAUGAUUAAAUCUCAAAUGAUGCAAAACCUAUUGCCAUUAUUUUGGAUGCUCCCGUUGGUUUUUAUUGAGAAGGUAUGUCGAACAUCCUAAUGAAAUGAACGGGAAAGGCUGUGAAUAACAUAUUUCUUGUUUAAAUGUUGUGUAAGUUGAAGUAUUGUUAAAGAUAUUUUAUCAGUCACUUAAAAAAAUAUAAUUUGCUGUUCAUUAUACGCCUGGUAACAACAUUUGUGAACAAAGCUGUAAUCUGUUAAUUUGUAAUUGGUUAAUGAGCAAAUUUGAAUUGCUUGUAUCAUUUCUGUGACUACUUGACUAUUGUUUCCACAAAGCAAUAAAUGCUUUCCAAAGAUUUUA
Molecule: messenger RNA, 3831 nt
Organism: Puntigrus tetrazona (Sumatra barb)
Lineage: Eukaryota; Metazoa; Chordata; Actinopteri; Cypriniformes; Cyprinidae
Product: NLR family CARD domain-containing protein 3-like
Molecular function (GO): protein binding
Source: RefSeq, a predicted model, not a curated record